Trichoderma breve is the source of this 3108-nucleotide messenger RNA. Its product is annotated as ATP dependent DNA ligase domain-containing protein. The record is from RefSeq and is a predicted model, not a curated record. Gene Ontology annotation, biological process: nucleotide-excision repair, DNA gap filling; double-strand break repair via nonhomologous end joining; DNA recombination. Gene Ontology annotation, cellular component: DNA ligase IV complex. NCBI's taxonomy places the organism in Eukaryota, Fungi, Ascomycota, Sordariomycetes, Hypocreales, Hypocreaceae. The transcript is spliced from 6 exons. Gene Ontology annotation, molecular function: DNA ligase (ATP) activity; ATP binding; DNA binding. Bases 1 to 3108 code for a protein of 1035 amino acids.
AUGCCCUUCCCUUUUUCCCACGUCUGCGAUCUGUUGGAGGCAUCCUACGUACUAGCAAAAGCGCGAAAGUCUAGCACCUCGGCACUUAUUGCAUGGUGUUCUCAGCAUCGCAACCUUAUCGAUGCACCAGACACAAACCUUGCAGCUCUACUGUCCACAUUACUCCCUGAAAAGAGGACGGACAGGGUGUAUUGCAUACAAGCAAACAGCCUUGAGCGCGUCAUCGGACGUGGCUUGAUGCUUGGUUCGUCCCGUCUCAAAGAACUUUCGGUUUAUAAACAACCGGGUCUUGGAUUGGAUCUUGCCGAUUGUGUAGAGCGUAUCUUGACUGUUACUCCGAACCCAACUCUUCCAGAGAGACUUCAAGUCACUGCUGAAGAAAUUGACGAGGCUUUGCAUUCCAUUGCAGCCCAAGUAAGAUGGAGCUCGCCAUCUAUACGGGUUUCAGAGGCAACCAUUGCCAAACCGCCGGCUCGGAGUGGCUUGGAAGCCGUCUAUAGACGACUGACUGCGAAAGAAGCGAAAUGGUUCACACGGUUGGUUCUGAAAGACUUUCAACCACUGGUGUUUGAUGCAUAUGAAGUUUAUCGCUUGUGCGAUCCUCUUCUGCCAUCAAUUUUGAAAAUUCGUGAAGACUUUACAAUCGCCAUCGAGACCAUGCAACGGCUGAGGAGAGAAACGCGCUCUCUAUACCCUGAUAAAUCAUGCAUUGAGCGGGAGCGAUUAUCGUCAAUCAAACCACAACUAUCCGUCAAAGGUGGUGUAAUGAGCGUCGAAGCAAAAGUGGAUGGAGAAUACUGCCAGAUCCACGUUGAUGUUAGCAAGGGUAGGCGCGGCAUUCAAAUCUUUUCCAAGAGUGGAAAAGACAGCACCGAAGAUAGAGAGCGAUUAAUCGGGAUCAUCAUUGGUUCAUUGGGAAUAGGAAAGGCUGGAUGCAAUAUCAAAACUGAGUGCAUCCUGGAAGGAGAAUUGGCUGUUUUCAGCGAAUCGCAAAAGAAAAUCCUACCCUUUCAUCAUAUUCGAAAGCACGUCGCCCGUCGUGGUCGAUUUAUGAACACAGGCCAGGACUCACCCCCGAGGCCUCAUGAGCACUUAAUGAUAGUGUACUACGAUAUUUUGCUUCUCGAUGGCCAGUCUUUGUUAAAUGUUCGGCACUCAGAAAGAUUCAAGCUACUCGAGAAACUAGUUCGUUGUGAUAAGGGACAAGCGGAACUCAUACAAAGGCAAAUUAUCAACACUAGUCAUCCCAUGGCGGUCUCGGCGCUGCGGAAUGCAUUCGCCAAAGUCAUUACAGAGAGGGGCGAGGGAUUGGUAUUAAAAUCAGACCAGCCUUAUUUCAACUUUUCGAGCGAUGGAACACCGUUUACAAACCACUGCAUUAAGCUCAAGAAAGACUACAUCGGCCGCUUUGGAGAGGUUGGCGAUUUCGCUGUGGUUGGUGCUGGAUUCAAUGCCGCCAAAGCGAGGUCCUACAAUAUUGAGAACCUCAAGUGGACUCAUUUCUAUGUUGGCUGCAUUGACAACAGAGAGGAAGUCAAAAGAUGGAAUGCGAGGCCAGAGUUUACUGUUGUCAACGUUGUUGAGCUAAAUGAGGCUAUGCUCAAGUCAUUCUCAUCGUUCACGAAUCCAAAGCCGGUACCAGUUGGAGAAAACGUCGAAACUAAACUGAAAGCUGCUGCCGGGGCUCAGCCGACGCCGAUGACUGUGGCAUUUACAAAUCCUCCCGUUUUCGACAUGAGAUGCUUCAGCUUUGACAAAGCAGGCGACACAAACUGGUGGAGCUUGCGAUUCCCGUCCGUUGCAAAGAUCCAUUUCGAUCGAGAUUUCUCCGAUGUGCUCUCAUUUACUGAGCUACAAGAAAUUGCAGAGCGCGCCACAUCAGCGCAUGAACUAGAAGAUAGUCAGGACAAUCUUUCAUGGAUCGCAAAAUUAGAGCAAGCCGAUCCAAGAGGAGUGGCUGUUGACGCCGCUACGCAGUUGACAGCAACAACGAUGCCAACACCAUCACCGCGACGAGCCUCUCACAAUUCCUCAGGCUCUCUGCCUCUGGCCAGACAUGUUACUGGGAGCUCUCUAGAACGAUCCCUUGAGUUGCUGGGUGCCCCGGUAUCCGAGUCCCACAGACUUGCUGCAUCACAGCCAUCUCCCACAACACAUCUAUCGAAAACAACCCCCAACCUUGAUCAUAAAAGGAAGCGCAUUACUUUUGCAUCGGCCUUGUUUUCUCCACCAAAGAAACGCCGUCAAUCUUCUAGAGAUGAUGAGCCCGAAUCAACAGUUCCAGAUCGCAAACCUGUAUCCGAAUCCCCCAUACGACGUCCACUGGGAGAGAUAGAUGGCAACUCUACACAGAAGCCCCAGAAAUCGGAGUUCCCUUUGACUGUCUGCCAAUCUGACAACGAAGAUUUGAACGCCUCCCCUCACUUUAAGCAGCCUCAAGCAAAAGAGACGGACACUGGCAGACAGGAGCACACUGCGAUGCAAUCAGCGGAGCUGUCAUCUUCCCAUUUGCCGUUGAAUGAUAGCGCCAUCGUCAUACCUGAUAGCGAUGAUGAGGAUGAGACUGACAGUGAUGACGCAACCCAGCCACUAACCCCUGUCCGCAGCAGCCAUGAACAGCACAGUUGCGAUGUUGGACAGGAACGGAGACCUUCAGAGCAAAGCCCUGGCCAAACUAAGACCAUCUGUCAAUAUGCCGGUCUUGAAUGCCAACUAGUAAAUCGACUUGUUCUGCUACCGUCCUAUUUUCGAAAAAUCGAUGGGGUUGAACCGUUGUUUCGAGAACACGGAUUAUCAAACAUUAUCCGAGAUGCCGAAACCUGGAUCAGAGAUGAUACAAUCGAUAGUUCUCAGCCACUAGACAGCCAAACAGGUCGUAACAAGAUUCUGUUUGUUGAUACGGUAGAGAAGGAACAAGAGACGAAGGCGCUGCUGUCUAAACUAGAGGACAUCCGUGAAAAUAUCCCAGAAGAGAGACGGGAGUGGAUAAGCGUAUUUGACUGGAGGGUGCUCAACCAUCUCGCCAUUUAUGAGGACGCAGAGACUACGAAGAAAUAUUACGAUGGAUUCCAUGAUCCGUGGCGGCGUUGGUAUUCAGGGUUGGUUUAA